AUGAGGCCAGACGAGUUCCUCGAAGGGACGUCGAAGGCGAAGGACCGGCGGAAGAGAGGGACGGAUGCACGGACGGACUCCAGCGAGUAUGCGGACUACUACGAUUACCCUGCGGAAGGACCCUCGCAACUGGAAUCCUCAGGAGUAUCACAAGAAAUUCCUUCCGAAAUGCUCAUACCCGAUCCCAUGACGAAGAUGGAACAACCUGACACGGACAUCGAAGCAAUGCUGAUGGCUGAUGACUCAGACAUCAAAGCUGAUGACUCAGGCAUCAAAGCUGAUGAUUUAGACAAACUUCCUCUCAAGAAUGAUUCCUCUGUCAAUGACGAACAGGGGAAAGAAGAAGAAUUCCAGUUUGAAGGAGGAUUUCCAAUUGCCCCGGAAUUCCCGAUUCCCUCCGAAUCCCCCAAAGUGACGAUUUCUGGACCGACCGCUGAUCUGGCACCACCAAGCGAAGCUGAUCCUUUGGACCCCGAGAUCGACUCCAUGGACGAUUCCUAUGCCUACGAAGACUGGUUCCCAAAACAGGAACCGGAAGCAUCGACUGAGCCGCAGACGUCGACAACGAAGGCAGACGUCGAUUCCUCCCCAAUCCCGGACUUAGCCUUGGAGUGGACCGCGCCAGAGGAAAUCCCGAAAUUCGAAGAGAGUGAACACUUACCCACCACCGCCGAGACGACCCUCAAGUCAGUCGCUCCGAUCGUGAACGAGCAACCUCCCUUAAUACAUGAGGAAUACGACGCAACAGAAGCGCCACAGGAAGAAAGCGAAAUCGAGGAUCUUAACGAGAAUCCUGACCCCACCGAAGAUUCCUUUCCGUUCUUAUUCAGCACAGAAAAACCACCCAAGGCCCAAGAGGAACACGUGACGGAACCGACGAAUCCACGACGAGUAGACCAAGUCACCUCCUCCGAACCUCCGCAAGCAUCCAAGCCCCCAAGCUCCGACGGCGAAGACGACCAAGCGGAGUCGCAGGAACCUCCAUCGUCGCCCCCGAGCACAAUCGGGUCGGUCGGGAAAGGAGGCGACUACGAGGACUACGGGGACUACGGCUGGAAAGCCAGCGCGGACGAGACCCCGCUGUUCGGGGCGGAGAAGGACGAGGAAAACACUUUCUUCGACGAUCGGUGCAUCUACGUCAGCACUCUGCUCUUAUGGGAUGUUGACUACGACUUCGAGAACAUCACCCAGGAGGAGAUAUUGGACAAAGUCACGAAUGCCCUCGAUCAAGAUCUUGACUCCAGAAAUGUCCCAUCUGUUGCCAGUUCCACCGCUCCGAAGGACGUGGACGUGAUUUUAGCAAAGGUAGAAAGAGAUCAAAACGGAAGAGUCAUUUCAGCCAAAGGAAUCAUGAGCGUCUACAUUCUCAAGGACCGGACCAACGUCACUUCCUCCAAGGGAUUGCGGAUGGAUCUCAUAGCAGAGCCAUGGGAGAAGGAAUUCAUCGAUCUGGUUUUCAGUUACUCGGUCUCGAAACCAGAGGGACUCGGAACAUACGCUUACGCCGGACGAAGCUAUCGAGACGUGGUGGGGAAAAUGAUACAGGGGAACCUGCCGCUCUUCGGCUUCGGGUUCAUCUUCAUCACCAUCUUCGUCGCCCUCAGCAUGGGGAAGUUGAACCUCCUGCAGCACCGAAUACUCAUUGGCUUGGAGAGCCUUCUGGCAAUUGGCAUGACUAUUGUGAGUGCGACGGGGUUAUGCCUAUUUUUAGGCAUACCAUACUUCGAGCUGCACAACAUCAUGCCAUUCCUCAUCCUCGGGAUCGGCAUCGACGACACCCUCGUCAUCUUCCAGAGCCUGGACAACGUGAUCUCGGCGGGCGGGACGUGGACGCCCGCGGAACGGGUCGCCCUGGCGCUGAAGCAGUCCGGCGUGUCCAUCACGAUCACGACGCUCACGGACAUCUUCGCGUUCUGCAUGGGCGCGACCACUGUAAGAACGGUCGUCAUCGCUCACUCGGCGCAGCGUCGUAUCAGAGAAUUUCUGCACUGUUCGACUGUGUUUUCCAAGACCGUGCCGAUGCUGCGGAGCUUCUGCAUCUACACGGCGGUGGGGAUCCUCAUCAUCUACGUCAUGACCCUUCUGCUGAUGGUCCCGAGCAUGGCGCUGGACGAGAAGAGGAAGGACAGCAACCGGGAGGGCUGCCUCUGCAUCCCGCUCUCCAGCAAGUACAAGCCCGCCGCCUGCUCCCAGAAGCAGUUCCUCGCCGUCGUCUUCGACAAGAUCGUGGGGCCUGCUCUCUCCCAGACCCCCGUCAAGGUGCUGGUGGUCCUGGCCACCUUGGGUCUGCUGGGGAUCAACAGCUGGGAGAUGACCAAAUUGGAAAAGUCCUCCGACGCCUAUUGGUACCUCGGGCCGAGUUAUCCAAAGGAUUUCGUCAUGCUGGUGGAAAAUAUAUUUCCGGAGAGUGGCGCCAGAGGCACCUUUUACCUGGGGGACGUUGACUACUUUAGGGAACGAGAAGCCUUGGAAGGCCUUGCUAGGAAUUUAUCUUCAUUGGAAUUGAUCAAGAGCGAUUCCAUCGACUUCUGGUAUCAUCGGUUCCUUCAAUAUUUAACAGAGGAAGGAAAGGAAUACCCGAAGACGGAGGCGGAGUUCAAGGACGAAGUGUCCACGUUCCUCGUCUUUAGAGAUGCGGGACGGAAGUAUCUACGCGAUAUCGUGUAUACGGGAAACCUCCUGGUGGAUUUCGACAUUAUGGUCGGUUUGAGCGGGUCCCGUAACGCAGAGUUGUCGCUCGUUAAGGCAUCUCGUGGGGCUUAUCAAGAAAUAACGCUGAAAACGAGCCUGGAGAAGCACCAAGCCUUUGUUGAAGUCAGAGAAGCGUUGCAGAACGCGACGUUCAAGCACGGCGACCCCUUCCGAGGCUGCUACUCCAGCGGGCACAUACACAUCGAAGCCAACAGGAUGGUAUCAGACGAGUUACCGCGGAACGUGGGGCUCACCUUGGUUGGGGUCUUCGUCGUCAUCCUCCUCCUGGUGGGGGACCUGCGCGUCUCCGUCUGGGUCCUGUCGUGCAUCCUCCUCACCCUCGUUGGGAUCGCUGGGAGCAUCCAGCUGUUCGGGCUGACGCUUGAGCUGCUCACGUGCAUCCUCAUCAUCUUGUCCGUGGGGCUUGCGGUUGACUAUUCGACUCACAUCGCCCACAAGUUCAUGGUGACCCAUGCCGACUCGAAAGACGCCCGGGUAAGAAUCACUCUGACGAGCAUCGGCCCUCCGGUGUUCAACGGAGGGUUCACCACCAUGAUGGCCUUCGUCUUCUGUUGGUUCAGCGACAAUUACCUCUUCACGAGCACCCUCAAGGUUCGUCCCGAUCUUCGUCUCGGGCAAGACCCUUAA
Messenger RNA from Darwinula stevensoni, 3339 nucleotides. NCBI's taxonomy places the organism in Eukaryota, Metazoa, Arthropoda, Ostracoda, Podocopida, Darwinulidae. The record is from the annotation of a GenBank genome assembly.